This is a messenger RNA of Aethina tumida (small hive beetle), 1767 nucleotides long. RefSeq names its product elongation of very long chain fatty acids protein AAEL008004. Lineage: Eukaryota; Metazoa; Arthropoda; Insecta; Coleoptera; Nitidulidae. Gene Ontology annotation, molecular function: fatty acid elongase activity. The record is from RefSeq and is a predicted model, not a curated record. The coding region runs from base 163 to 1056 and encodes 297 amino acids. The transcript has 7 exons. Gene Ontology annotation, biological process: fatty acid elongation, monounsaturated fatty acid; fatty acid elongation, polyunsaturated fatty acid; very long-chain fatty acid biosynthetic process. Gene Ontology annotation, cellular component: endoplasmic reticulum membrane.
AUAGAUCACUUGCCAUAUUACCCAAGACAUUUUGAACCAUUACCUCGUCAAGUUCACUCGCAGAACAUUUCGUUUCGUGUCUAGUUUCUUCACUGAUGUGCAUGUUUGGUGUUUGGUUUCGCUGUGGUUGUUUGUAACUUAAUCUUAGGCACACAUUUUAAAAUGGCGAUCACAUCCAGCUUCUUCAACAGCUACAAAACCUUCAUGGAGCAACACAGUCAUCCAUCCACCAAAAAUUGGUUUCUGAUGGGCACCCCGGUACCACUGUUGAUCAUUUUGGUGACCUACGUGUAUUUUUGUAAGUCGGCCGGGCCUAGGUUUAUGCGUGACAGGAAACCUUACGAUCUCAAGAACGUGAUUGUCGUCUACAACAUCAUUCAAGUGCUGUUAAGUGUGUACAUUGUGUGGGUGGGUACGCCAUAUUGGAUUGGAGGCAAGUAUAAUUUUGCUUGUGAACCAGUCGGGAAUGAUUAUGCCGUCCAGUCAACUGUUUGGGUCUAUUUUAUGUGUAAAAUUAUUGAAUUACUAGAUACAGUGUUUUUCGUAUUAAGAAAGAAGUACAAUCAAGUGUCCUAUUUGCACGUGUACCACCACACCUUGAUGCCAAUUUGUGCGUGGAUAGGAACGAAUUUCCUGCCAGGUGGGCACGGUACCUUGUUGGGUUACAUUAACUCAUUCAUUCACAUCAUUAUGUACGCCUAUUACUUAAUAUCGUCGAUGGGACCUCAAUAUCAAAAAUAUCUGUGGUGGAAGAAGUACUUGACAUCCAUGCAAUUGAUCCAGUUCGUCAUAAUCUUCGUCCACAACUUCCAAGUGAUGUUCAGAACAUGCGACUACCCCAAGUUCAUAAACUUCCUCCUUCUCUCCCAGGCAGCCUACUUCCUCUACCUCUUUGGACUCUUCUACAAGAAGACCUACUUGAAGAACUCCAAGACUUCAUCCAACACAACUAAACCAACGAAUGGAAUCAAAAUUAGUGACUAUUCGAAGGGUGUUAUUUGUAAUGGAUACGUUGCUUCACUUUAUGCAACCACUGGCAAAGUUAAGAACACGUAAAAUUAAGUAUUGUAUAUUUAUGUAAUUUGUACAAAUUUAUGUUAGUAUUUAUGUUUAUUAUUAUUUUGUUUACAUUUAGUUAGUAUAUUAUUAACGUUAGUCGAUUAAUUCCAAAAUGAAACAAAUUAAUGGACUUAAAAUGUCUACGCAAAAAUGAUUGGCAGGAAAUGGAUGAAAAUUUGUAUACUACAAUGUGAUAUGUAGAAUUAUUAUUAGAAAAUGAAAAUAACAACAUUAACUACGCAUUAAGUAGCAUUAACGUAAAUGAGGUAUUCUAGAAUCUAUGCAAAUCAAAAUUUUAUGUCUAGUCAGAAUAAAAUCAUUUUUGAAACCAUUAGUAAUGUAAACUUUCAAUUUUUUUAAGUUACUUUAAGUUAAACAUUCUGUAUCUGUAUCUGUGUUUACUUGAUUUUAUUAUAAUUUUAGAUGUUAUUGCCUUGUUUAUAGAUGUAAAUUAAUGUAUUAAAUUAAAUUUAUAACAAAAAUUUAUUAUAGAAUUGUUAUAAAUUAAAUUAUUUUCAUUUUGCUCACUCUCAUUGAUGUAUGUAUGUAUUAUGUAGGUAUAUAUUUUUUAAAAAGAAAAUAUUUUUUUAGAAAUUAUUAUUUUUAAAUUGAAUUGUUUAUUGUUUUCACUUUAUUGUAUUUCAUAGAUUAGAAUAAUAAACAAUAUACUAGUUUAUUAAGUGAGAAGUAAUAAACUAUUUCCAGUGU